AUGUGCAACUUCAUCCAACGGGAAUACAGCUGCGGGCACUUCCGGUUCAUCGCUUCGAGGUGGUGCGAUGUCUACACCAUCACACACAAGCGAUGCAAGCCCGACAUCACACACUUUGAAUACGUCGCCAUGUUGCUCUGCGGCGACUGCAAGGCGAAGAAUCAGCCCCCCUGCGCCUGGGAGUCCAUGAUCAAGCGACACAAUAAGCGCGCCGUUGCCUCGGUCUAA
Messenger RNA from Chaetomium fimeti, 228 nucleotides. RefSeq lists its product as uncharacterized. The coding region runs from base 1 to 228 and encodes 75 amino acids. Lineage: Eukaryota; Fungi; Ascomycota; Sordariomycetes; Sordariales; Chaetomiaceae. The record is from RefSeq and is a predicted model, not a curated record. The transcript has 2 exons.